Molecule: messenger RNA, 572 nt
Organism: Cuscuta epithymum
Lineage: Eukaryota; Viridiplantae; Streptophyta; Magnoliopsida; Solanales; Convolvulaceae
Source: the annotation of a GenBank genome assembly
CUAGAGAAGAAGAUUAGAGAAAUUAGCGGACAAAGGGAAGGAUUCAGAAAUCUGAGUUCAACUAGACUACGGAGUAUAAAAAUAUGCCAAGGAAUGUGUAUUUAGUGGACUUCUCAUGUUACAAGCCUAACCCUGAGCUGAUGUGCCCUACUGAAAGGUUUAUGGAAAGGUCAAGGCUAGCCAAGGUUUUCACAGAGGAAAAUCUGUCAUUUCAGAAGAAGGUUUUGGAAAGAUCUGGACUGGGACAAAAGACUUAUUUCCCUGAAGCCAUUUUGAUCAGUGUGCCUGAAAAGUCUUGUUUGGAGCAGGCAAGGAAAGAGGCAGAAAUGGUCAUCUUUGGAUGCAUUGAUGAGCUUUUGGGUAAGACUGGGGUGAAAGGGAAGGAUAUUGGGAUAGUUGUGGUUAACUGCAGUGUGUUUAACUCAACCCCAUCACUUUCUGCUAUGGUGGUUAACCAUUACAAGCUUAAUAGCAAUGUGAAGAGUUUCAACCUUAGUGGCAUGGGCUGUAGUGCUGGACUCAUCUCCAUUGACCUUGCCAAACAUCUCCUACAGGUCUCAUCUCACUCUUCC